UGCUGGGUACACUUAGUAUGAGCAGACUGGGCUGACAACAAGCAGCAAGAAAAGUUACAAAAAUUACUACUUUCCUCCCCAGGUUUAUGCUUGUGCCUAUAGGAGGUGACUGUGCACACAGUACAGCGCAGGGAAGCACUUUAUCUGGAACUUGGAGAAACUUGAGAGAAGAGAAGAUUUGAAGAACAAGUUUCUGGAGCCUCCGGCAGCCUGGGAAAAUCUCUUCCACAGUUCAUCAGAGAAGAAUGCAUUUCUCCCAUCUGAGGGUGCAGGCUGGAGUUUCAUAAGGACCGCCCAUCACUUUCGGAUAACUUCGUCUCCCGGCCGCCAUCUCCUCCAUUUAUGUUACAAUAAGGAUAAAAUAUCAACCAUCUGUAACUGAAUUUUGGAAACCGUGCCUCCAGAGCUAUGGGGGAAACAGCCCCCCCUCAAGCCCCGGCGGGGAGUCUCGCAAUUGGAGUAUCUAAUGUGGGUCUGCUCGGGGGCGGAACCGUGGCUCCCCGGUUGCAUAGCGCCAUCGUUGAGCGACUGCGGGCUCGAAUAGCGGUUUGCCGCCAACAUCACCUGAACUGCGAGGGUCGCUAUGAUCGCAGCAGGGCGGAAAGUUCUGAUCGGGAGCGGGAGAACACCCUGCAGCUGCUGACCCUUGUCCAGCAUGGCCAGGGCUCUAGAAAGACCACCAAGCAUAGCAAGAGCUCAUGCGCUGCCCCCCCGGACUACCGCCACCAUCAGCCGCAGCAGCCGCAACUGCUUGCUGACGAGGGCGGCGACGUUAACGGAGGCCAGCAAGCCUCGAAUGGACUGGGACAAAGAAACUCGGCUCUCAUCGCACUUCAAGGAUCUUUGAAGAGAAGAUUGGUGGUGAAUGUAUCCGCAGCAAACAAUAAGAGACCGAACGGUGUGUCAGAUGACGCAUUCCUCGAUUUCAAGAAAAUUAAAAGCAAUGAGUGCAUUUCGAUGGGGCCAAACAUGUAUCAUGCAGUUGACAGAGCAGGCCAGUCAGUCAAUGGAGCAAUGCCAAUGGAUCAGGCGAUGCAUAGGAAGAAUGGCAACAUAGCAAGUAAUGACCUGUUUAAUACAACCCUAAAGGACAUCAAAAAGGAACCUGGAGAAAACAUAUCGUGCAGCAAACAUAUUGAUUCCCGUCUUUCUCAUGAAAACAUGUUUAGAUUUGGAGAUGACAACGAGGAACAACUAAUGGACCCAGAACUCCAAGAGCUAUUUAAUGAGUUUACCUAUAUUUCAGUGCCACCAAUGAGCGACCUUGAAUUGCAAAAUAUGAUCAAUAUAACAAUUAAACAAGAUGAACCUUUUAACAUAGAUAUCGGUCAACAAAACCAAAGGAUCAACUCAUCUAUACCUAUGGACAAGGUUGUCAUUAAAAGUGAAUAUUCACAAUGUUUAAAUCCUAAUAGAGUCAGUUCACCACAGAUGAGACCUUCCUCUACAGGGCCAACUUUUUCCAUGUCUAGUUCACCGUUGGCUUCUUCACCAAGCACUGCGGUGGCCCAGAACCAAGGCCAAUCCCAGGUGUCUUCUUGUGUAAACCGUAUGAAUAAUUGGCAAGAACUUUCUCACGCUCAACAGUUAAAACAGAUGGCAGUCAAUAGACAACAUAACUUAAUUCAGCAACACCAGCCUAACACAUCUUCUAAUUGGUCAAAUGUUCCACCUACGGGACAGUCAACAAGACAGUAUGGACUGGAGAAGGUUCCAAGUCCCUUUCGACAACAGCAGCUAAGUCCUCAUGGUACUUCGGUGAGUACUCCUCCUGGAAGUGGAAGCCAACAAAAGGCAAUAGGUAACUACCUCUACAAAAGUAGUUCGCCAAAUAACCCUGCUGAGAUGAUGAAGCCCCAGGAUACCAAUAAGAACUCCAUGACUUCCAGUCAUUUACCUGCAGAUCAUCAUCUUGGCAUAUCUAAGCCUCUAUUUCAUUAUAGCCCUGACCAAUCAAACCAACAAGUGUCUUCUGUCUUGGGUACACAACCCAAACCUGGUAUGCAGUUCACACAGCAACCGCAAAGUUCUGCUUCAGCUCAACAUGAUUCCUCACAACAGGGUAAUACAGUGUCCAACCAGUCGCUUCCAAGGUCAUCAAAUUUCCAGCAGAAGAUGAUGCCAAAAAUAUCAACUCAGUCAAUGACAGGACUUCAGUACCCACCUGUACAUCAGCAACAGGACCAGCAGUGUAACACUACCAGCCUCGGGACCAGCUCAAGCGCUGCUUCUUGUUCAAGUCCAAAUGGUUACAACACUCAGCAAGCAUUAUUAAACCAGCAAAUGAUGGAGAAGACAAGCAUUAUGCAGAGACAGAUGCAGCAACAGAUGUUAUCCGGAACGGAGAAGUGUAACAAAGGGGAUCAAUUAAGCAGGCAUCUGACCAGACCUCCACCUGACUAUAAAGAUCAGAGAAGAAGCACAGUCGGCGUUCAGCAGGCCACUCAGUUUACCGGUGGCUUGCCAACAGUAGGUGUUAACCCAGACCCUACUCUCCCAAAUUCUCCUUCAACAAAUUUGACACCCCAGAAUCAAACUCAUUCUACAACAAACCACGGAUCUCGAAUGCCACCUCUUCAGGGAAGUCCAAACAUGUAUGGGAAUGUACCAUGUCCUCAGCAACCUAUGUAUAACGGUAUAAACCAAACCAGUCCAAACCAGAUGGGAACAAUCCAGAAUGGUACCGGGGUGCCACGCCAACCAACAGUUACAUCUGGGACUAAUAUGUCACCCUUCGGUACCCAAUCUGGAAAUAAUGGUCCACCAUUUAGACCCAAUGGACCAACCUCAGCGGGACAAAGACCUCAAAAUGUCAUCAAUAAUUCACCUCCCACCCAGAAGUGGAUGAGCCCAGAAGUAAAACGGCAAGAUAUGGUAGGCUAUACCAAUACCAACCAGUAUUCUAACCAUACAGUUCAAGGUAUGAUAGGUCAUCAGCAGUUCCCUCAACGUGCUCUUUCGAUGCCCAACCAAGUCAACCCUGGGGUCCAAAUGACUCCUUUAAAUACAAUGGCACCAUCGAACAGCGGGCAAACUAUCGAAACACUACGGGGCUUUAAUCAUGGGCAAUCUCCAUUGAGAUCUCAGAUGUUGCCAAGCAUGAGCCAAGGUGGUGGAGGGUUGAACAUGCCAGCCAAUACAUUUAAUUCCAGCAAUCAAAUUUCUCGAGCGUUUCCACGAAGUGACUCUACCAGUGACUUGGGUUCCUAUGAUUUUCUUUCUCAAAAUGGUGGACUGGGUUCAUCUCCCAAUGGUGACUCUGACUUUAUUGAUGCAUUACUAAAAACUGGCCACAUCAAUGAUGACUGGAUGAAAGAUAUUAACCUGGAUGAGAUUCUUAAAGGUCACUCCUGAAAUCCUUUUCAGAUUGUUGUAAACAUUUUAAAAAUAUUGUACAUGUUGCAUGGUAUUCCCGAAAAAAAAAAAGUAUAGUCACUAGAUUUUAAAAGGUAAGUUUCACUUUUGGUGGCAUUUGCUAAGGCAGGGGUGGGAUUAAACUCCAUCAGGGAGGGAUGAUGUCCCACCCCAAAGCAACCAUAAGCCCGAUGGGAAGCGAGACUUAUUCUCACUUCAACUAUGGAGAGCGCAGUCCAGUCUCUGGGGGCCUAUUUUAAAGGGGUUGUGCAAUGGGUUUAUAUUGAUGACCUAUUCUCGGGCUAGAUCAUUAAUAUCAGAUCGGUGGGGUUCUGACACUCUGUAGUGGCAGCACUCUAGGCCGUCUCUACAAAGCGAGACAAUGCGCAGGUAAUUUUGAAGAGGAGGCAGCUCUUGCUCAAGCGCCACCUCCUCUUCAAACAGCUGAUCGGCCGGGUUCCGGGUGUCGGACCAUCAUGGAUCUGAUAUUGAUGACCUAUCCUGAAGAUAGAUCAUCCAUAUAAACCCACUGGACAAUCCCUUUAAGUUUUGGGCCUGGAGGACAAGAUGAUACUGCAUUUUGUACAUAGCAGUCUUUUUCUAAUACUCCCCUGUAUAUAGUUUUGAAGUUCAUCAUUAAAAAUAAUACAUUUUCUAGUAAUAUGUAAAAUUUCUGUAUAUUUUCUUGUUACGUUAUACUGCAGCAUGUCUGCCUCUGCUUGUUGUAUUACUGGCCAAUAAUCUGUAAUACAUUAUGGCCAAUACGUUACCUUCACCAAUCAGCUGUUUUGGGCAGCCACUGGAAAUUAUACAGUGGAUAGAAGGCUCUGUUUACUGUGAAGUUUCCUGCACCAGUGUAUUCACUUCAAUGGGAGCUGAGCGGCAGUACCCCGGCCACGGCCACUAUAGAAUGGAUGGAACCUUGUGCUUCUAAUUUCAAGCUAGUUAUCUAAGUCCCCUUUAAGUAAAUUUGUAUGGUCUGUAUAAGGUUGAUUUUCAAUCCAAAUACACUUUGGGGGGAAAAAAAAACAUAUUUGGGAAGAGUGCCGUUUCGAGGGUUUUGGCCCAUCUUAGACAUUUAUGGCAUUCGCUAGGAUAUGCCAUCAAUGUUAGUUAGGAGCGGGUCCCAUGUGGAAUCCGCACUUGUCUCCAGAAUGUGGCCCCUGAAAUAAACAAAGAUGAGCCACGCAUAGCGAUGAAUGGAGCAGUGGAUGCACUUGCACUGUCCCCUCUCUAUUCACCACUAUGGGACUUCUGAA
Molecule: messenger RNA, 4613 nt
Organism: Bufo bufo (common toad)
Lineage: Eukaryota; Metazoa; Chordata; Amphibia; Anura; Bufonidae
Gene: MAML2
Product: mastermind like transcriptional coactivator 2
Exons: 6
Coding region: 409-3354 (981 amino acids)
Biological process (GO): Notch signaling pathway; positive regulation of transcription of Notch receptor target
Cellular component (GO): nuclear speck; nucleoplasm
Molecular function (GO): transcription coactivator activity
Source: RefSeq, a predicted model, not a curated record